AUGGGCUUCAGUUCAGGGGAGGAAAUACAUAUUUUGGUCUUACUUCUUGCUGCAGCACUUGCCAAUGCUGCUCCAGAUCAGCAGCGGACAAUACUGGGUGAGAAUCUGUAUUCCCUAGUAGAACAACUGGAGCAAGAUGUUGAUGCUAAGGUUACAGGGAUGAUUUUGAAGAAGGACCUGAUCGAGGUUCUACAAUUGUGGAGUCACCGGACGGACUGCAUGCAAAGGUUGUUGAAGCUAUGGCCAUGCUGGGGAGCUCUCAGCUACAUCAGGCAGCGGGCGGUACAGCUGAUCAGCUGUUCUUGUUGUCUUUUAAUGAUCAGCUGUCCUUGCUGUCUUUGA
Molecule: messenger RNA, 342 nt
Organism: Linum tenue
Lineage: Eukaryota; Viridiplantae; Streptophyta; Magnoliopsida; Malpighiales; Linaceae
Source: the annotation of a GenBank genome assembly